Molecule: messenger RNA, 2471 nt
Organism: Drosophila ananassae
Lineage: Eukaryota; Metazoa; Arthropoda; Insecta; Diptera; Drosophilidae
Exons: 5
Coding region: 1-2355 (784 amino acids)
Source: RefSeq, a predicted model, not a curated record
AUGAACUUUUAUGUGCUCUCCUGGCUGAUGUUCUUUCUGGCGCCCGGAGGCUGUCCUAUCUAUAGCAUCGACCUGUCCACUCUGGAGGUGCAAAGCAACGACUUCCAGAACGAGCUGACCCUGCAAUCGAUGCUCAACUCCGAGCUGCGUCAGUACCGGAAUGGCCUCAACGAAAGGCUGAGCGGGAAGCCCCUGAGCUUCGACAAAUUUAUUGAUCCUCCUGGCCCCAAAGUUCCGCUUCCGGUGGAUCUUGAUCUUGAAUUGAAACACCCAGAAUGGCUGUUGGAUGUGCAACGACUGAGAAGCGGCGAAAGAAGUGUUAAGGAGUCGGAUUCUGAUUUCCUGGGAACAAAUCUGUUCAGUGGCCCCGAGAAGCAUUGCUUUUCCACGGAGGACAUUGCUCUGAUGUCCGCCCGCAGGGAUUUUGAACUGCUGGUGCCGAAGUCCUAUCCGAAUCAGUGCAUGAUCAGUGACAGUGUGGUGAAAAUGCUCAUCAGGUACUUCAACACGGUGAACCAGAUUGUGAAGAAGAUGUCGGACGACGAGACGAGACGACUCCUGCAAAUGGCUCUAUACGAUUCUCUGGGCGGCUACCUCCGCUUCUACCUAGUGCCGGCGGCCCAGAUGUCCUUCUACGCCGGCCGCCUCAAGCUGAACACGGUGGAGUCCCUGGUGAAGCUCUAUCGGCAAUGCCGCACGGCUCUCAACACGAAUGGGAAUGGAUGGCGAUCGCCCAGCAAGGACAUAGUGACCCAAUUUAAAAUGUCCAAGAUCGAGCCUCUUAAGCCACCGAAGUCCGGUCGCGCCGAGGAUGAUGCCUCCUGUUGUGCCUUCCUGGAUCAGAGCCAGAUCAAGGCGGCGGACCAGGGCCAAAUGAUUGUCCCCCUGCCCUGUCUGGAGGCAAUGGACGAGAACGGCAACCUGAACAACAUUUAUCUGCCCUUUCGGAAGAAGCGCAUCUACAACCUGAGGGCUCCGCGCUCCGCCUUCAUCGUGGUGAAGUUUUUCGAAACCCUGACCAACUGCCACCGAUUCCAGGGCAUAAACCAAGCCGAGUACAAUCGCAGGCUGCUCUCCUGGAUUCGCGAAAAUGUCCAGCUCCACUACACAGAUGAGCAAUUCUAUCCGGGAUUGGGGGGUAUCCUACAGAUCGAACAGACCAUCUUGAGUCAGAAGCAGCCGGAAGAGAAGUGUGAGAAGGAAGAGGAGGAGAAGCGUGCGAAGGAGGAAGAGGAGAAGUGUGAGAAGGCAGACAAUGCAGAAAGGACCGAGUACACAGAAAAGACAGAGGAGGAGAAGUGUGAGACAGAGGAGCCGGAGAUGAACGAGGAGGAGAUUGAUUCCGCGCCCAGGGAGGACACUCGCAAGCUGAGUCGCUCUGCCAACCACUGGAAGAUUGAGGAAAAGCAUCCGAAAAAGGAGCACCACGACCAAAUGACCAAAACUCUCGAGGGCGAGGAACCGACAUCGGAAGUGGAGCAGUGCCGGGAGUGCGACAAUGACGACACCUUGAUCUGGUGCAUUGCCGCCUUCUUGGCGCUCCUGCUGCUCCUCAUCCUGCUCAUCAUUUGCUGCUGCAUGCGAAAGGGCAGAAAGAAGAAGCCUGUGGACGAGGAGGCGGGUCACGAGAAGCCCAAAAAGAAAAAAGAGGAGCAUCCUGAGGAAAAGCCUCGCGACGAACCUCACGAGAAGGAAAAGACACGAAAGGACAGAGCCUACUACUCCGGAUCCAGUCGCUUUAGUGGGAAAUCGCAAUCACAGGAUCCAAAUGGAUCCCGGACCUCCAGCUCCUCGAUAGCCUGCCAGUUUAACCGCAAGUGCAUGCCCCUAUCCUUCCAUUCAAAGGGCGACCACAACAAUGCUGAGAAGCACAAGGAAAAAAGAAGGAAGCGAGAUGCCAUGACGAAAGUGCUCCCAUCGUUUGUGUCCACAGACUCCUCGCCGCGCAGCAUGCUGCGAUCUCCGCCAGGGCCGUUGCCUAUGCGAUCUCCCUCGAUGUCAGCCCAUUCGGAAUACCCGCCCAACACCGAUAGCGAUGACGUGUCCAGGGAGAGGGAGAGAAAAAUGGACAGGGUCUAUGGCGUGGACUCUAGACAGCUGAGGCGGAAACAACUCCAAAAGGGCAGGAGAGAGACGACUGGAAGCUCUGAAGACAAGAAGGACAGUUCACCGGAGAGGCGGAGGCCCAGCCGGGUGAAAAUAGCAGAGACAGACGAGUCUACCGAAGAUCGUAAUCUGGUUAGAAAACUGAGUCGGGAAAAAGCCAAGCCCAAGGAGUCCAAGACCAGACUGAAGGGCGGCGCCGAUUCUGUUAAGGAAUCACCAAGUUGGGAAACUACGUUCGAGGACAGUUAGGGACGUCGGGGGCGUCCACCUGUUUGUUGGUAUUUCUAUUGUGUAUUGUGUUGAGUUGAGUGUAUAUUUUGUUAGAUGAUAUAAUAAACCCAGUUCAGAAGGUUAACGCACCGAGA